AUGCUAUCACCAAUAUUCAGACAAGGGAUUUCUCCAAUAAUCAAAUCUACAAUCUCAAGACAAGCUUCAGCUCCUUCAAAGAAAUUUGAUAUCCCAUUCUUGAAACAAAUCCCACAACCACCAGGUUAUAUUGUUGGUACAGUCAAUGAUGCUUAUACUGCUCCACAUGCUAGUAAAUCACACGGUUCUUUACACUGGACCGCUGAAAGAAUUAUUGCCAUUAGUAUGGUUCCAUUAGCUACUGUUCCAUUUGUUACUGGUUCUUUUGCACCAGUCUUGGAUGCUACUUUAUCCACUUUAAUAUUGGCACAUGCAUGGAUUGGGUUCCAAUCUUGUAUCAUUGAUUAUAUUCCAAAACGUGUUUAUGGUAAGCAACAUGAUUAUGCCAUGUAUUUAUUGACUUUUGGUACUUUUAUUGCUGGUUAUGGUAUUUAUUUGAUUGAAAGUAAAGAUGUUGGUUUAACUGGUUUACUUGGUAAACUUUGGUCAAAACCUGAAGAAAAAAAAUAA
Molecule: messenger RNA, 510 nt
Organism: Hansenula anomala
Lineage: Eukaryota; Fungi; Ascomycota; Saccharomycetes; Phaffomycetales; Wickerhamomycetaceae
Gene: SDH4
Product: succinate dehydrogenase membrane anchor subunit SDH4
Exons: 2
Coding region: 1-510 (169 amino acids)
Biological process (GO): mitochondrial electron transport, succinate to ubiquinone; tricarboxylic acid cycle
Cellular component (GO): membrane; mitochondrial envelope
Molecular function (GO): ubiquinone binding; heme binding
Source: RefSeq, a predicted model, not a curated record